This is a messenger RNA of Cygnus atratus (black swan), 6661 nucleotides long. It is a transcript of the gene RAB30, whose product is annotated as RAB30, member RAS oncogene family. Bases 339 to 953 code for a protein of 204 amino acids. The transcript has 3 exons. Lineage: Eukaryota; Metazoa; Chordata; Aves; Anseriformes; Anatidae. Gene Ontology annotation, biological process: Rab protein signal transduction. Gene Ontology annotation, molecular function: GTPase activity; GTP binding. The record is from RefSeq and is a predicted model, not a curated record. Gene Ontology annotation, cellular component: trans-Golgi network.
GACAUGCCAGUCACUUCUACACAUCAGGAAGGAAGGCGGCGAGCAGCUGGGCGGGAUGUCUGAAGUUUUGUAGAGGAAACGUGUCGGAGUCCUUGGAUGAGCCUUCAGCUGCAAACCCAAGCUUUGUCCACUCCCGUGGUUUCCACCCUUCAGUGCACCAUCUCGGGAUAAAUAACUAACUUUGGGAGCUACAGGAGUGGCUUCCUUAUUCCUUCUGGGACAAACCUUGCUGUGGGUUGGACUGCAGGGCAAGGAGGAGAGAGGAGACCUUCUGCCUCCGGUGCCUGCGCUGUAAUUCCAGGCCAGCAGCUCCGGCCGAGGGAGAUGCUGCAAGGCCCAUGAACACUGACGGACCUGCAGCUUGCCGGGGAAGUCAGCAGCAAUGCCAGCUGACUUUGUGCCUUGCAUUUCAAUCUGCAAAGGCAGAAAUGGAAACAAACAAGCAAAAAAGCUUGGGGGAUGGAAAGCCAAAGGGGAGAAGAGCUAAGUGCUUUCACAGCAGUGGUUGUACCCUGGAGCUGCAGAUCUGGGACACGGCAGGACAGGAGCGGUUCCGGUCCAUAACGCAGAGUUACUACCGCAGUGCCAACGCCUUGAUACUCACCUACGACAUCACCUGCGAAGAGUCCUUCCGAUGCCUCCCCGAGUGGCUGCGAGAAAUCGAGCAGUACGCCAGCAAUAAGGUCAUCACCGUGUUAGUGGGUAAUAAGAUUGAUUUAGCCGAUAAGAGGGAAGUCUCCCAGCAAAGAGCCGCAGAGUUCUCCGAAGCACAGGACAUGUACUAUCUGGAAACCUCAGCGAAAGAAUCGGAUAAUGUGGAAAAACUCUUCCUGGACUUAGCCUGCCGGCUGAUCAGUGAAGCACGGCAGAACACCCUUGUGAACAAUGUCUCAUCCCCCUUACCAGGAGAGGGGAAAAGUAUCAGCUAUUUGACUUGCUGUAAUUUUAAUUAAAGAGCUGGCGUGUGAUUCUCCAUCCGCCAUGGGCCCACAGGAUUUUUUGCCGGGAUUUAUCUCCUCGGAGGGAAUUCCUGCCACUUUGACCCAUCUGACUUCCCCUGAGUCAGGUUGCAGACCUAGAAGAAGCAUGGCAGGCUGACAGCUCCAGAUGCAUGGCAACGUAGCAGAAUAUAACAUGGUUUAAAUUUAAUUUUUUCUUGCAGUUUCUGGAGCGGGAAAGGAAAAAGGAGAGUUGGACAAGUGGUUCGUGUAAUGCAGAACAUGAGCAUUUCCUUCUGCAGGUGAUGAGAUCAACCUCUCUUGGAGAAGACACUGAAGAGUUCAAGAUCUCUCUUACAGAACAAUGUGUUUGGUCCUUUGUAAAAGAAAAAAACCAACACAGCACAAAAGUACUGAACUUGGACUACACUGGCAAUCAUCUAGACUGCCAGCCAAGUGAAUUCUUAGGAUGUGUACAUAGUGUCUGCCCACGUGUCUUCAUGGAGGACUGGUGUUUAAAAUAAUGUUACGUCUCUCAUCUAUAGGCACUUUCAUGAACAUGAAAUUAAAAAAAAAAAAAAAAAGAGAAGUUAUAUCUCAACAUUUUCAGACAAGGAUUUGAGAAGACAUGGCUACAGCUCCGUUGCUUCCUUUGGUGCUAGCAGUUCAGCAAAUAUUCCGUAGACCAAGCGUAGUCUUACUACAUUGCUGUCCUCUGAAUGUGUAACUUAGACUGAUUAGGAAAAGAACGCUAAUGAGCACUGUUCAUUAAAAUCCCAUUACCUCUUUUUCUAGGCUUGAACAUAGUGAGAAAGGACUGUGCUUCUUUGAUAUCCAGCACAGGAUGAAAGGACUUCCCAGAAAUAAAAUAAAUAAAUAAAUAAGAAAAUGAACUGUCCCUCCUCUAAUUAGUAUUGUCCUAAAGUGAAAAAUUAGCCUUGGGAAAUGUUAUUGGUGGAAUUGAAAAAAUGCACCAGGCACGACCAAAAUCUUUUGUGUGCACUGAUUGUGCAUAAGGGUUCAAAGAGAGCACAGUUUUAAGUGGGAGCCUGCAAUAUGUCUGGGAUAAAAAUAAAGCUUGUAGAUACAGUUCCUGUUGAAAGGCAGGCAUACAAUUUUGUAGAGGUUUUUCUUUUUCUUUUUUUUUUUUUUUCUUUUUUCUAACGUGAAGUGGAAAUAGCAGCAGGUUGCAGGUGGCAUCAUUUUGUGUCUGACCCAUCCAGCGAUCACCUUAUGGAACUGUUCUCUGAGGAGCUCUUGAAGGUAUCUUCUUGGCCUCUCUCCUCUCUGCUCGAGUAGCUUUCACAUGCAGCGCUGUAGAGUCAUUUAAUUUACUUGAUGCUUUGUACUCUUAAUCUCAGACUCCAGUGUAUGUGUAACUGAUAGGCAAUGUCUUUCUACAAAACCCCUGAAGUGGAAGCAUUAUGGAAUUUAUUAUUACACCUCUAGUGCCAUAUGCGAACAAUGCAUUGUAAAUUUACACACUGACAUUAAAGCAAAAUUGAAAGAUAGUGAAUGCAUUCAUGGAAAAUGAUUUUUAGAAGUUUGAGUUCAGUUUAGCUGAUCUGGAUAAAUCUCUCCUGGCAGUUACGUGGCUGUGAUAUGAUGUAAUUUAAAGUUAAUCACCUUAAUAUCAUUUGGUAUUUACUGAAGAUUAUAACAGAACUUUUGUAUUGACAUAAAAGUUGCCAGUAAGUUCAUCCUGAAAACAAUAAUAAUAAUAAAAAAGUAGCAUUUUAAAAUGCUUUUUCACAUUUUCCUGAAAAGACUUCCUUGGGCUGUAUCAUGGUGUGCCUUUGAUCUGUAAUGGUGAGCUGACUCUACAUGUCUUUGAGAGAGGAGGGACUGGUGUAUCAUAUGUCAUUUUUUAAUAUUUUCUUGCUAUUUUUAGGUCACUUCUUUUGUGACUAGUGCUAAAAAUGAAGAUGUAGAAAUUGUGGUACAAAUCUUGCUUAUCAUUUAGGUAACACUUUGCAAAGUGCUGCUGUAAGCAUUAGAUGUUGGGGAAAUGUCGUCUGAUGCACUGGCCUGUCCUGGUCCUUUUUGGUCUCUGCUCAUGAUGUAACCUAGAGGAUUUAGAAAGGUGUGGGAUUUGGUGGCUUCUGCUGUUCUGGAUUGUGUGGUACAGCCUGUGCUGGAGAGCGUUGUUGUCUUCCUUGAGCAUUCCCCAAAUUGCCAAAUGCAGCCUGAUGUGAGCUUGUGAAGACCACGAGACCCUGACACAGCUGGUUCUGCACAGCUUUGAGGUUGGUUAGAGCAAGAUUUGGGGCGUUGCACAUAGGGUAACACUUGAGUUAAAAAUCAAUAUUACUCAUAUUUAAUUUGUCAAAGCUCCUACUCUCCAGAUUAAGAUGAUCUUGGGUAAAACACUAAAUGUUCUGUGCUUCUGCUCACUAUUUGUGAGGUACUUUCACGAGUAUUUUGUGUUAGAUGUUUGCAACGCAAGUCUGCUGGCACAAGCUGUGACUCCCUUCUGUUCUUAUUUUGAGUUCCCCAUUAGAGAGCAAGCGCUGGGAAAAAAAAAAAAAAAAAGUCCAAACUUUUCUUCAAGAGAGAGAGUUAUGAUGGAAAAUGUGAAAUUAUGAACUCUAUAGAAGAAGGGGACACUGGAUGCCUCUUCCUACCUCUAAUACUGAAAUCUCAAUUCGAUCGACAGGUAAGUCGUUGGAGUAUGCAGUUGGAUACGUGUUUGAGCUGAAUGCUAAGUGGCUUUGUGAUCAUUAUUUAAUGAAAACCACAUGUCAUGAAUUGUCAGACAAGACACUUUGUUCUUUGCUGUAGAAUGUGUGAAACAGCCGUUAACAGUCUGUGAGCCUGCUGGUGCUGUUUGUCUUUUUGGAAAUAGCUGUAUCGGUAACAGUGGGCUCCUGCUAGUCUACAUUUAACGGUUAAUGGCUAUUGAAUUCCUUCAGCAUCAGUGAUAAUAGCAGCAGACUGAGAUUGACGCAGCAGACAGUGAUUUGAAAAGAGGGAAAGUUGGAAUUCGUGAUGCAGAAGCAUUGUGGGUGCACACACGUGGGACAACAGGCUUGCCCGAGCUUUUGCUGACAAGAGAUGCAAUUACUUAUGGUCAAACCCACAGGGUUUUGUAUCAGCUGCUUUUCUGCUUGUCCUCCCUUUCCAGCGUGAAGAACUGUCCGUAAAUCAUGCUGAGAUGUCGAGCUUACAUAAUUUCUGUAAUCAGAGACUGAAUUCACUUGGAAAACAGGUGAAAUUCUCCACCAAUUAAAAUAUGCCAAGCAAACCUGUGGGAUGUGCUGCCCUUUGGGGGGCUAUGGUGCCAUCGUGGUCAGAUGGGACUGGAGACGCAGUCCCAGAAAGCCUCUCCCAGCAGUGUGUACCGUGUGCAGCGCUUUGUGCCAAGGGAAAGAUGGCUGUGUGGAGCUGAAGAUGCAACAUAAAGAGAUGGUUAUGUUCUCUCGGGAUUUCCUCAAUCCUAUCCUCUUACAAAAUGCAUCUAUGACAGCUUUUGAUUGCUCUGGAUUUUAAUAAUUGUGAAUUUGGGUCUUACCUGAGACUCUCCUGUAUUGUCACUGGCAGUAUCAAAGUACCCCAUUCCCUUACACGUGCUGCUCCUACCAACAUCAACCAAGAAGACCUUUUUGAGUUUAUUCAGUUAGAAAAUGUGUUUCUAGAGGACACUUUGUAUUCCCGGUGAGCAAGCAUGGGAACUCUCCCAAAUACUGAUGUAUGUUAGGGCUCACAGGAAAACCCAUUGGAGCUAAAGGAAAUGCUCUGGUCACUUCUAGUAGUGACAGCCCAAUGAAAGCUGUUAUAUCAAAAUGUUUUCUUCCUCAGAUCUUUUAUCAGCUUUAUUUGUUUGAAUGAACGUGGCUCUUGAAGCCACCUUCUCUUUGCUCAUAUCAACUGAGUCUGUCCUCUUGCUGCUGUGGGUAGUAAUUGCUCUAGUUACUGUUCACAAAGGAUCAUCAUUUUGAAGGACAGUCCUGUUUUCUGAUGAUAGUGAGUGGUGGGGAGCCACUUACUUGAUUUCCCACAAGUGGCGAGUGCAUCCUAAGGAAAGCAGCCCAAACUGGAACCCGUUGUGUCUUUGAAAUGCGAUCACCCCCUUGAAUUGUACCUAAAUGUCCCAUAAAGGUUACAGAUCUCCCAUCUGCCUCUGUUUAGGAUUUAUCUUGGCUAGAAAAACAGACGACAGGGUAAUCGCGCUGACUGAGAUGCCAGACUCCCACAUCAGCCUGCUGCCUUGCUCUGACUCGCCUCGCUCACCGCCGAGCUCAACUGACCCAAAGCCGCCUUUGCGCUAUAUCUAGCCCAGAUAGGUGGCCGGCUGUCAUCACCCGUGGAUGCAAUCGCACCCUUUCCCCUCAUGUGAAUGAGCUGUAUCUUAAGGCAGAAGUGAAAACUAUGCUAUGGGAGUUAAGGGUGCAGUUGUGUUUUUUUUUUUUCUUUUUUCCCCCUACGAGUUGGGAGCCACAGAUUCAGAGGGAAUGUCAUCUCCGUUACAUGCUCCUCCGAGCACAGUCAACUGGGUAACUGGGGAAAGAAAACACACAUAUAGCUGAAACCGAGACAACAAUGAGUAAAUGCUGUCAGGGAAAGGUUGUUCUGGUUUUAAGAGUAUAGCCAGGGUUAAGAGCUCAGUUCUCCCGGCUGUGGAUAAACAGGAGCUGGCCGUGCUGUUCUCUGAUGCUGUUUUCACAUUAAUAUCUAGCUAUUAGCACUUCCUGGAUGUGAUCACAUUCUUUGAAGCCGUUCUCCUUUUCCAGCAAGUUCAGAAGAUAAUUUUAGCUCUGGUUAGUGCUAUAAUUAAAUAAUUGAGUCUCAAGCUGAAGCAGCAGAUGCCACCUUUGCCAAUGCUUUUUCCACUGCUUAUCUUGGGACACCGCUCCCAAGGACAUGCAUGCUUGUGAGGGCACCACGGAGUUGUCCCUGCUGAGCAUCUUCUGGAGUCCAGCCUUGGUGCCUAGGGACAUGACAUGGCCUGUGUGAGUCACACUUUUAGCUGUGCUAAAUGGUUCUCCAGGGAAGAUGGGUUGUUAGAAGUAGGGUUAGGGUGGUUGGGCACUGGGACAGGCUCCCCAGUCACGGCACCAAGCCUGCCCGAGUUCAAGAAGCAUUUGGACGAUGCUCUCAGACAUAGGGCCUGAUUUUUCGGUGGCGCUGUGUGGAGCCAGGGGUCGGACUCGAUGAUCCUUGAGGGUCCCUUCCAGCUUGGGAUAUUCUGUGAUCCUAUGAUUCUAAGAAGAUGCAGUUCACGUCAGCAUCCAUGGCUUGUCUUCUGGGCCACCCUGACUUUCUUACUGGGAAAGCAUAAACCUAACUAAUUCAACAAGCCUAUUCUCAGCCAGGGCAGCCUGUUAGGAGUUUCCCUUUUUGUGGGACCAACAGGAGCGAAGAAACAGUGGCGGAUGGUGCAGGCGAGUACAUCGCGAACACACAGGCGGACGCUGCUCUCCGCCUGGGGAGGUGCUCUGGGAUUGGGAUGCUCCGCUUGGGGAGCACUCUGCUGUCACUCAGGCACUGGGUUACACUGCGGGCAUGAGCUGUAGUAAAUGCAGUGGCCACAGCAUCCCCAGCAGCCGAGCCUUUAUGGAGAGGGGAGUGAAGGAGCGGGGAACAUUGUUUUGAUGUUUUAAUGGAGUGAGGAUGAAAUGUUUGGUUUGUGACGGGGAGGGCGGCGGUGAUUUCAGGCACUGCUGUUGCCUCUGCUCUUGCAAGCUGUUUGGAAGAAAGCCUUAGCAUGGGCCUCCACAUAGCAC